Messenger RNA from Notechis scutatus (mainland tiger snake), 832 nucleotides. The record is from RefSeq and is a predicted model, not a curated record. NCBI's taxonomy places the organism in Eukaryota, Metazoa, Chordata, Lepidosauria, Squamata, Elapidae.
AAUCUUCCUUGCGGGAAGGGGAAAAAAAAGAACUCCGGAGUCCAUGAUUUCUUUCUGGUACUUAAAUUUACCUUUCUGGAAUGUGCUUCUUUCCCAAACAACAUGCACAGCAAAUGAAGCCAGCCCCAUGCGAGCAUUUGUCAGAUCUCACGAGCAGAUUUCUUACGACCGAGCAGCUUUGGAGCAGAUGCAUCGGGAAGUGAGGCGAGGAGAACGGAGAUCCUUGUGGUUGGAAUUCCAUGCGUUUCAAAGGAUCUUUAGGCUGCAUCUCUGGAAGGACACAAGUGUUUUUGCUAAGGAUCUUGAGAUUGUGAUGAACGAUACCUCCAAACCUGCGGAUGUCUCCUUCGUUUAUUCAGGCACCCUACAAGGAGAUGCAGCUUCUUCCUGCCACGGGUCCAUCGUCCACGGCGCCUUUGAGGGAUUCAUCCAGACGCAGAAUGGCACCUAUUACAUUGAAUCUGCGGCUGUGGUCAAAGAGCCUCCCCAGGCCCUUUCCUUCAUCUAUCACCAGAGAGACUUAGAUUAUGAACUUCUGCACGACUCCAAAUCCGCAUCUCUGGCUCAGAAACUGCACCAACAACUGCAAGAUUUCCAACGGCAGCUGACAGCAAAGGCAAACUACACCCAUCGCCCCCGGAGGAGUUUGAAUUAUUCAAAGACGUCCUGCCUGCUUCAUUUUCAAGCCGAUCACCUGUUCUAUCAACGGUUUGGCUCCGUGGAAGCUGUGAUCGCCCAGAUUGCCAGCUAUGUAAAAGCUGUGAAUGCCAUUUACGAAGCUGCUGAAUUUGGCCGGAUCGGGACCAUCGAAUUCAAAGUUAAGACGAUCAAA